Molecule: messenger RNA, 725 nt
Organism: Scleropages formosus (Asian bonytongue)
Lineage: Eukaryota; Metazoa; Chordata; Actinopteri; Osteoglossiformes; Osteoglossidae
Product: transcription cofactor HES-6-like
Exons: 5
Coding region: 87-725 (212 amino acids)
Biological process (GO): regulation of DNA-templated transcription
Molecular function (GO): DNA binding; protein dimerization activity
Source: RefSeq, a predicted model, not a curated record
UCCUAACACACCUGUGGACUACAAACUGAUUUUUUUCUUUUUUUUUUAAAAUUUUUUUCCCCACCCAGUUUGGGUUGAAUAUAAACAUGGCCCCUAGGUCUGGACCCAAUAAAAAUGGAUAUGGCUCAUCUGGAGAGGACCACUGGGGCCCUAAGGGGAACAGGAAGGCAAGGAAACCCUUGGUGGAGAAGAAGAGACGGGCCAGAAUCAACGAGAGCUUGCAGGAGCUUCGGUCCCUGCUGGCCGACACUGACGCUAAGAUGGAAAACGCUGAAGUGCUUGAGAUGACUGUGAGACAAGUUGAACAUGUCAUCCAAAACAGAGUUCGAGAGCCUGAUACCUUGAGUGUGGAGGCCAGCGAGAGGUUUGCAGCCGGGUACAUCCAGUGCAUGCAUGAAGUUCACAUGUACGUGUCCAGCUGUCCGGGCUUCGACGCCACGGUGGCCGCGGAGCUGCUGAACCACCUUCUGGAAUGCAUGCCUCUGAAUGAAGACCACCUCCAGGACGUGCUCGUGGACUUGAUGUCGGACGCAUUGGACGGCAGGUUCGCGAACGGCGUCACCUCUGUCUUCUCCCCUUCCACCACAUGCAGCGACGAGCUCUCUUCUGACCUGGAGGACACUGACGUAGAACAGGUCCGCAGUUCCCAUCAUGCCUCGGAGCACCAGGCUGUCCAAAACGUGUCCACGACUGAAUAUGUCAAAUCUGUGUGGAGACCAUGGUAG